AUGAAAAACAACAUAGACAGAAUAAUGGAAGAUCGAAGGCAGAAUCUAGAGAUAAUCAAACAGCAGCGGCAAGGAUUUCAGAAAGAUAUAAAAGAAAUGCGUGCUAAAAUAAACAUACAUUUAGAUAAACUUGAACAAGAAAUACAACAGGAUUUACAAGCUGUGGAACAAAAGGUCAUGUCACAAAUAAACAGAUUUGUGCAAAAAGUUUCUGACCAUGAGAAAACAAUAGAUGAGCUACAGAACAAUAUAGCUGCGACUAAACGUUUUGCAACUGACCUUCAGACAUUUUUUGGCGGUAAAAUAUUUGAGGCCAAGAUCCAAGAGGAAGAGAAGUUCAUGACGUCUUUAAUAGAAGAUAGUGGCUUACAACAAAUACACUUACAAUAUAAACUAGACAACAAGAUGUCAGACGUACUGUCCAUGACAAAGAUCGGAGAGAUAUCCGUUACAACAAAACCGUCAAGGAUCUCCAUGACGACGGAUAGAGAAAAACAAGCUCAGAAAAGGAUACCAACGAUAUCAAAAACAAUCAAUGACAUUAAUCUUACUUUACUAAAACAAUUUGAGAUAUCGAAAGGAGGAAACGGAAUUGGAAUCACGGGUUGUACUAUCAUGCCGUCUGGUAAAAUUAUCUUCGUAGAUCAAUCCAAUGAUCGGCUUGUAAUCCACAACGACAAUGGUAUAUUUGUUUGUGCAAUACCUGUAUCACAUUACCCUAUAGAUGUUACAUGUAUUGAUGAAAACACGGUCGCUGUCACCCAUUAUACAGAGCCUUAUUACAUAGAAAUAAUCAACAUCGUCAAUAGAAAAACUGUAAGACAGAUUAAAACGUCCAAUCAGUGCUACGGCAUUACAAAUGAAAAAGGAAGAUUACUAUAUUAUGAAGUAGGAAGGGGUAUUCAAACAGCAGACGUCAAUAGCGGAAGUAAUGUUACUACAGUAGUUAAAGUCGAUGGUGCGCAUUACUGGAACUAUGUUACAACAUCAAAUGACAGAAUAUACCAUACAAUAAAUCAAUCAAAUACCGUAACAUGCUACACAAUUACGGGACAGAAGGUUUAG
Mytilus trossulus (common blue mussel) is the source of this 1065-nucleotide messenger RNA. RefSeq lists its product as uncharacterized. Bases 1 to 1065 code for a protein of 354 amino acids. NCBI's taxonomy places the organism in Eukaryota, Metazoa, Mollusca, Bivalvia, Mytilida, Mytilidae. The transcript has a single exon. The record is from RefSeq and is a predicted model, not a curated record.